AUGUCAGAAUUCAGAGGCCGGGGCAGCCGAAGCAGAGGUACCAGAGGACGAGGUGGUCCUUUCAGAGGAGGCCCCAGAAGAGGCGGCUAUUCCACUGACCGUGAUGGCAGUAGAGGUGGUUUCAGCAGAGGCCGCGGCGAUGGAUUUUCUAGAGGGAGAGGUGGGCCACCUAGACACUUAAACCGAGAUGAGUCUCCACCAAGAAAAGGUCCCCUCUUGUCUCGAGGUUAUGAUUCAGAACGUGGACGAGGUCCACCAAUCGAUCGUCGUUUGGACAGAUAUGAAGACGGUUAUGACAGAGGUAUUCCUUCCAGAACUCGAGAUCUUUAUGAUUCACCCCCUAGAGACUCUGGUCGUUUGAUGGACAGCUCUUACAGAGACUCCUAUGGCAGCAGUCUGAGAGAGAUGCGUGACGACAGACGAGAAAGUUUCACCCGGCCUUCACCAAGAGAGUACCCUUCACAGCGUUUCUCUCUAGAGUACCCAGAGAGAAGUCGAGACACCCGGGAGUCUCCUAGGGAGUACGGUUCAUCAAGAGAAUUCAGAGAACCAUUGAAUGGAAGAGCAGAGUUCAGAGACAGAGAAUAUUCAUCUCGGAUGAUAUCUCGACAGGAGAUUAGAGUAACCAGCAGAGGACCACCACCCAGAGAAUAUGGAGGUCGAGGAGGGCCACCAAGAGGAGGACUGCGUGGGGGAAGAGAUGAGCGAGGCAGCUAUCGUGGGAGUCGAGGUGGAUACAUGAACGGCAUUACAUAG
Candidula unifasciata is the source of this 756-nucleotide messenger RNA. The record is from the annotation of a GenBank genome assembly. NCBI's taxonomy places the organism in Eukaryota, Metazoa, Mollusca, Gastropoda, Stylommatophora, Geomitridae.